AUGGAUUGGGAACCGGGCGCCGUCGUGGCCAACUGCGAGGGAAAUGAGCUGCCCGAAAAGCGGACCGUGGCCUGGCCCGCGACUGGACGACUAGCGACCAGCCAUCUCAAUCUGAGCUCGGUGCUAGCAGCCAUGGCCCCUCUUGGCUGGAGCGAUCCGACGAGGUCUGGCUUCUUCCCAGCACCCAGCCACGAAAUAUCGGGCCGCCCUCAACCUCAAACUCAAACCACAACCCACGAGGAGGUUCAAAUCACCCUCCCUCAACACAAGCCAGCCGGACGGGAGGGUCAAUUCUCUUCUCUCCCCCCAAGUGCCGAUCUAGUUCCUCACCGUGGUGAACACCGCGUCGAAGAAGAGAUCCGUAUUACGCGCGAGGAAGAACGCCACCGCCGUCCCGGUUCACGCCACUCUGAACGCUUCGUAAAGGAAGAGUUCAAAUCUAUUCCACCUCCUCCUCGCGACUACACUGAGACUCAGGUCAAGGUUGACUCUUCUCGCCGCCACUCAAACCCCAUUGACGCUGCCGAGCGUGAAUACCGAGAACGUUUCCGUCCUCAACCUCAACCCCAAAGCUCUACCGGUCUUGAACUAGUUCAAGUUCGCAAGCCUCGACACUCUCACCACCACUCCCACCACCACUCCGAGAAGCCCAAGGGUACCGAGUUCACCGUUGAAGAACGUACCACUGUCUCUCGUCCCAACUUCCGUGAGGAAAUCAAGAUCACAGAAGAAAUUCGCGAGUCUUCUCCCGUUGAACAAUCAGCCAAGAUGGGUUACUACGAUGAUGAGGGCCACCACCACUCUAUCCGCCAAGGCGUAGCCAAGGCUGUGGACAAGCUCCUCCCCCAUCACCAUCACCACCACCAUCACCAUCACAACAACAACAAAAAUAAUAACACCACUACUGUCACAGAGCAAAUUGAUAUUGUUGAUGUCCACCACGAUGCUAACACGCCUCACCGUGCAGCCGCCCCUGCCACCGAGCAGCAGCCCAACACUGUCUCCAUCCCUUGCCACCACAUCCGCCUGGGUGACUUCUUGAUGCUGCAGGGCCGUCCUUGCCAGGUCAUCCGCAUCUCGACCUCGUCUGCCACUGGCCAGUACCGCUACCUCGGUGUUGACCUCUUCACCAAGCAGCUGCACGAGGAGUCUUCCUUCAUUGCCAACCCUGCCCCCAGCGUUGUUGUCCAGACCAUGCUCGGCCCCGUCUUCAAGCAGUACCGUGUCCUCGACAUGGCUGACGGCUACGUCACCGCCAUGACCGAGACUGGUGAUGUCAAGCAGGGCCUGACCGUCAUUGACCAGUCCAACCUGUGGUCUCGUCUCCAGCAGGCUUUCGAGUCUGGCCGCGGCAGCGUCCGUGUCCUCGUUCUCAACGAUGGCGGCCGUGAGCUCGCUGUUGAGAUGAGAGUCAUCCACGGCUCCCGCUUGUAA
Molecule: messenger RNA, 1434 nt
Organism: Trichoderma gamsii
Lineage: Eukaryota; Fungi; Ascomycota; Sordariomycetes; Hypocreales; Hypocreaceae
Exons: 4
Coding region: 1-1434 (477 amino acids)
Biological process (GO): positive regulation of translational elongation; positive regulation of translational termination
Molecular function (GO): translation elongation factor activity; ribosome binding; RNA binding
Source: RefSeq, a predicted model, not a curated record